GGCAGCCUUAGAGCGGCGAUGACAUUUUGUCUGUCUCCCUUAGGUUACCUUGGUUACACCAGUGGUCUCUCUCUGCUCUGCAUGGUGUUUUUUCUGAUUGUGGUGAUCAUAAAGAAGUUCCAGAUCCCAUGCCCUCUACCUCUUCCUGACACGGGAAAUGAAACCAUGAAUAUGUUCAACAUCACCCCCCACAGCGACAACGCCACUAUAGAUGAUGACACUUGCAAGCCUAAAUACUUUGUCUUUAACUCACAGACUGCCUAUGCUAUACCCAUCCUCACUUUUGCCUUCAUGUGCCAUCCUACUAUCCUACCCAUGUAUGAUGAGCUCAAAGACCGCUCACGCCGAAAGAUGCAGAAUGUGGCCAACGUUUCCUUCCUGGCCAUGUUCAUCAUGUACCUGCUGGCCGCCCUCUUUGGAUACCUCACCUUCAACAUCCAUGUGGGACCUGAGCUGCUCCACACCUACUCAAACUACUACAAGUACGAUAUUCUCCUGCUGGUUGUUCGCCUGGCUGUGCUGGCCGCUGUCACACUUACAGUUCCUGUGGUGCUCUUCCCUAUUCGUACCUCAGUCGGCCACCUGCUGUUCCCAAGAAAAGACUUCAGCUGGAUCCGUCACGCUAUCAUCACCCUGACCCUGUUAACAGGAACCAACAUUCUGGUCAUCUUUGUCCCGAGCAUCAGAGAUAUUUUUGGCUUUAUUGGUGCCUCUGCUGCUGCAAUGCUGAUCUUCAUCCUGCCCUCAGCUUUCUAUAUCAAACUGGUUAAGAAGGAGUCAAUGAAAUCCAUGAAGAAGAUUGGAGCUACGAUGUUCCUGAUAUUAGGAUUUGUUGUCAUGAUUGGCUGCAUGUCUCUUAUCAUCUACGACUGGAUCGUGAACUCUAUGAAAGACAAAGGUCACUGAAGCUCCAGCUCUUCUGCUACUAGAGAGGAACUGAAUUUAUUUUCUUUUUUUAACUUUUAUUUUAAAGUUGUUUUUUUACUGUAUCAAAUAUUUGUCUUUUUUUAGGUAAGUCAAACCUAUUUAAUAUUCCUCAUAAUGUCCUGUUACUUUCCACGGAGGUGCUAAGCUGACAAGACA
This is a messenger RNA of Poecilia latipinna (sailfin molly), 1083 nucleotides long. RefSeq names its product sodium-coupled neutral amino acid transporter 2-like. Gene Ontology annotation, cellular component: plasma membrane. The transcript has 8 exons. Gene Ontology annotation, molecular function: L-glutamine transmembrane transporter activity. Bases 19 to 906 code for a protein of 295 amino acids. The record is from RefSeq and is a predicted model, not a curated record. Gene Ontology annotation, biological process: amino acid transmembrane transport; L-glutamine transport. Lineage: Eukaryota; Metazoa; Chordata; Actinopteri; Cyprinodontiformes; Poeciliidae.